Messenger RNA from Penicillium angulare, 390 nucleotides. RefSeq lists its product as uncharacterized. Gene Ontology annotation, biological process: transmembrane transport. The transcript has a single exon. NCBI's taxonomy places the organism in Eukaryota, Fungi, Ascomycota, Eurotiomycetes, Eurotiales, Aspergillaceae. Gene Ontology annotation, molecular function: transmembrane transporter activity. The record is from RefSeq and is a predicted model, not a curated record. Bases 1 to 390 code for a protein of 129 amino acids.
AUGGUGCCGGCAUUACUACUUGUUCCAAUUGGGCUCUUUUGGUAUGGCUGGAGUGCGGAAUAUAAGACUCAUUGGAUUAUUCCCGAUAUUGGGAUUGCAUUGCCACUCAUGGGAGCAACUAUUGUCUUCCAAUGUGUGAGCGCUUAUCUCCUGGACACAUUUCCGCUCUACGCCGCUAGUGCUAACGGCACCGUUUAUAUCCUUCGUGGCCUCACGGGGUUCGGUUUUCCUUUAUUCAGUUCAGAGAUGUAUGCCGCAUUGGGAUAUGGGUGGGGUAACAGUGUUUUGGCCUUCAUAGCUCUGUUCAUCGGUUGCCCGAUUCCCUUCAUUUUGUGGAAAUAUGGAGGAAAGCUUCGAGCAUCAAGUUCUUACGCGGAUGUUGAGACCUAA